Arabidopsis lyrata subsp. lyrata is the source of this 591-nucleotide messenger RNA. RefSeq lists its product as uncharacterized. Bases 69 to 527 code for a protein of 152 amino acids. The transcript has a single exon. NCBI's taxonomy places the organism in Eukaryota, Viridiplantae, Streptophyta, Magnoliopsida, Brassicales, Brassicaceae. The record is from RefSeq and is a predicted model, not a curated record.
CUUAUUCGUAUUAUUAAAAAAUCAAUAAAACACUAAAUCUACUAUUAUCAUAUUUUCUUUUUCUUAAGAUGGAAUCUAUUUUUACGGAGAUAAAUUCCAAAGCCAACAAAGCGAGGACGAAUGUAGAUUAUUUCCAUACAGCUUACAUGAAAGCUACUAACACAGAUUUGGGAGACGAAGCGUUUAAAGCCGUGACUAACCCGAUCCUUUCACAAAUGGAGCAAAUCAUCAACACAUCUAAACAUGUUUCAUAUCACGUGCAAGUUCUACGGAAUGCAAAUUCAGAUCCUAAUUUUCUUCGAGAUCUUGACGAGGUAGACAAUAUGGGGGAUGAUGUCUUCGAGAAAUCAAAAACUGCGUUAGAUAUAAUGCGAAAAGCGAUUGUGGAUGCAAAGGAAAGGAAGAAAGCAAGAGAUGAAGCAAUAAAGGAAGAAGAAGAAGCGCAAAAACGAGCAAAAGACGAAGAAUUAAAGAAGAAAGCAAAGAACGAAGCAGGAGAGAGCAGUCCACACUACCAACGUAAUUAAAAGUAAACAAAAAAAAGGUUAAUAAGCAUAAUAUAUGUAUUUAUUGUUUUGACCAAAAAAAAAA